GCAGAGCAUUUAGCAAGAAGAAAACUUUCUGCUGGUUCCUAUGGUCACUUCCAUCUCUCUCGUCGACGUGCAGAGCCGAAGAUUUCGCUGGGGGAGUUGAAGUGGACACUGGAGUUUUGCUGGCGUAAAUGGCACUCAGAACUCCGAGUUUACUAACAAUGGUCCGAGCUGAGGCCGCAAAUUUUAAUGGUCUACCUCCUCCUCGCUCUUCCAACUCAGUGCCUCAUCUCUCAUUCACGAAGCCAUCUUGGGUUGUGAGGACAGAGUCAAAUGUUCGGAAGAAAAGAAGAAAGAAGCCAGAUCCUCCUUGUGUAGUCUGUGAGGGGAGUGGAAGGGUUGAUUGUCACCAGUGUCAUGGAAAAGGGAGGACAAACAAUGUUGAUUCAGAAAUGCUCCCAAAAGGUGAAUGGCCAAAAUGGUGUAGGACUUGUGGUGGAAGUGGCCUUGAUUACUGCUCCCGCUGCCUUGGGACUGGAGAAUAUAGAUAUAUUAUGGGCUUCCAUUUCAUGAAAAAGGACGAAAUUCAAUCCUAAGAAAACAAGUCUUAGGCACUGGCGUUAAUCUGAAAUUUUUCAGUCCACCCCCGGAGUACUACCAUUUAAAAUGCAAACAAAUGAAGAGAGUAAUAGACCUUGCCUAGCUGACUCUUCUCUACAGUGGAGUCAGUGGCAGUUGCUUGAUUCACUUCUCCCUACUGGUGGAUUUGCUCAUUCUUUUGGCCUUGAAGCAGCAGUUCAGUCCCACCUGGUGUCUAGUCCUGAUGAACUUAAGACUUUUAUUAUCCAUGUUUUGGAGAAUACUGGAAGCUUACUCCUUCCCUAUGUGUACUCAGCUGCCUUGUCACUGAAUUUGGAAACCUGGCACAGGCUUGACAGAAUGUUGGAUGCUACCUUAACCAAUGAAGUCAGUCGAAAGGCAUCAAUCUCGCAAGGAUCUGCACUGAUGAGGGUGGCUUCAGCCAUGUUCUCCGAGACUCCCUCUCUUAAAACCAUGAGGGAUACUUCUCUUCGGUCAGGGUCUGUAUGUUUUCACCAUGCUCCAAUAUUUGGACUUAUAUGUGGAGCACUUGGAUUUGACAUUACUGUUUCUCAGAGAGCUUACUUGUUCAUCACAAUGAGAGAUGUAAUUUCUGCUGCAACAAGGCUGAAUCUGGUGGGACCUCUUGGGGCAGCGAUGUUGCAGCACCAGAUUGCACCUAUAGCUGAAAAUAUAUUGGAAAAAUGGUUGAAUCGUGCGGCAGAGGAAGCAUGUCAGACAGCUCCUCUGUUAGAUGUUGUGCAGGGCUGCCAUGUCUACUUGUUUUCUAGGCUGUUUUCCUCUUGAAAGGCACGAAGAGUUCAGCAUACUUGACACUUCUGAGCACUCGGAAGUGUGAAUGAAAAUUGCAAAAGGGGCGCC
Neltuma alba is the source of this 1398-nucleotide messenger RNA. RefSeq names its product urease accessory protein F-like. Bases 604 to 1323 code for a protein of 239 amino acids. Lineage: Eukaryota; Viridiplantae; Streptophyta; Magnoliopsida; Fabales; Fabaceae. The record is from RefSeq and is a predicted model, not a curated record. Gene Ontology annotation, molecular function: nickel cation binding. The transcript has 3 exons.